AAAAAAGAAGAAGAAGAAGAAGAGUUCUUGCACUAUUUGUUCUUCAAAACACACUUGAGAAUUGUGUUUAAACCGAACGAAAAUCACUAGAAAACGUACCCUUUGUCAAUCAUGGGACGACAACCUUGUUGUGAAAAGGUCGGAUUAAAACGCGGUCCUUGGACUUUGGAAGAAGAUUCUAAGCUCAUGAACUUCAUCCUAAACAAUGGGAUUCAGUGUUGGCGGCUUGUCCCGAAACUUGCAGGUUUGAUGAGAUGUGGAAAGAGUUGUAGAUUGAGGUGGAUCAAUUACCUAAGGCCAGAUCUUAAACGAGGAGCAUUUACAGAGGCAGAAGAAGACAUGAUAAUCGAACUUCAUUCUCGAUUAGGUAACAGGUGGUCUAAAAUAGCUGCACAUUUUCCAGGAAGGACAGACAACGAGAUAAAAAACCAUUGGAACACAAGGAUAAAGAAGAAAAUGAAGCUCUUGGGGUUAGAUCCAUUGACCCACAAGCCAAUAUUAACUGAGCAAGAAAAUCAAAAAUCUUGCACAGGAAGUGAAGAGAUUACUAUUCAUGGAAAAAUGGAAAUUCUUGAAAAUGUCUCAAAUAUCCCACCUCUUGAAGUCUACCAAAUGCAGCAAAUUACAGAAGGUUCAUUAAGCUAUGGCUCAAAUCAAGAUAAUAAUAAAAAUCACACCUUUUUCAAGAACAAUUCAGAUGUGGGGUCCUCAGUUGUGUUUCAAAUGAAAGAGAGUACUCUUGGGAAUUUUCCAUUGGAUCCUUUUCAGAGUUGGGUCAUGGAUAAUCCUUUUAUUUGGGAUGGUUUUGGCUAUUUCGGAGAUGAUUUCCCAUGAAAAAAUAAUAAAGGAAAAAAAGUGGUGUUGGAUUGUAAAGUAUGAAAUUUGUUAUGCAUGUGUUGUAAUUCCACUAAUUAACUCAAUUUGGAUACUUUUAUUUUUUUGCUCUUUUUUUUUUUGUUUUUCAUUUUAUGGCUCUUAUGUUGAGUGGAAAGAUUUAGAAGUUGGUAAAUUAUGUUUGGCUUGUUGAUGCUGUCCUAGAGAAGAAGUGCUGGCUGUAAUGUCAACUUUAAG
Messenger RNA from Striga asiatica, 1071 nucleotides. NCBI's taxonomy places the organism in Eukaryota, Viridiplantae, Streptophyta, Magnoliopsida, Lamiales, Orobanchaceae. The record is from the annotation of a GenBank genome assembly.